This is a messenger RNA of Homarus americanus (American lobster), 3520 nucleotides long. RefSeq names its product trypsin-like. The transcript is spliced from 8 exons. Bases 225 to 1382 code for a protein of 385 amino acids. Gene Ontology annotation, molecular function: serine-type endopeptidase activity. The record is from RefSeq and is a predicted model, not a curated record. Lineage: Eukaryota; Metazoa; Arthropoda; Malacostraca; Decapoda; Nephropidae. Gene Ontology annotation, biological process: proteolysis.
UAAUCUUGAAAAGUAAAUCUGGCAGGUUGGCAACCCUGCCAGAUGAGUACACGUCGUGUCUCGUGACCUGUGUGGAGUAAAGGGUCACGGGUCUAUCAGUUCUCGUGUACCCACAAACCUCCCCCCACCAUUCCUCACGACCAGAGUUGCAGGACUAUCCAGUGUUGCAAGACUCCUCACCGACCGCCCUCCCAGCGACGCAGCCACUGCAAGCAUUCUCCAUCAUGGGCUUCCCACACGCCCUGCUCCUGCAGCAGCACUUCAUGAACUAUCAACUCCUGUAUAACCAAUACCUCAUCCCCAGCCUCCUAUUGUCUCUCAACUUCCCUGGCUCGCCCGACAAAUCUCCUGGCAGGCCACUGGGAGAGGAAAUCGUGCAACAAUUUUUUCGGGACAAAAACAGUACUCAAGGGUGGCCGACAAUGGAGAAAAAAUACAAAUAUUUCCUUCAAGCUACCCAAAAGUUUUCGAAGAAGGAAGAUCUUCGGAUAUCCGUAAUGGCCAACCAACUGGCCCUCGCCCAUCUGAGUCAGGUAGUAAUGGAUCUCCUCGGACCAGCCCACAACUUCUUUGCCACUCACGCUGACCUGCCCUCGAGGCCGCCCCCUUCACUAGAGGAACUGGACACCAUACUCGCAGCUGUGAGAGGAUUUGCAGCCCCCAAAGGCUACUCCAGCAGAGACCAAUAUGCUGCACUCCCAGGACAGUUUCCAUGGCUGGUGAGCAUCCGAGUCUCCAACUCUGAAAUGACCAAACAUCUGUGUGGGGGCACACUUAUCUCCCCUAAUUGGGUAGUUACUGCUGCACACUGCCUCAAUAGUGAGAAGACACCAUCUUUGGAGGUGGUGGCUGGAGAGUUGGAUAUUAACCAUGAGGAGGGGACAGAGCAGAGGUUCAAUGUCACAAAAUUCAUCCAGCAUCCUCAGCAUAUUUACACACAGGGGCCAUACAAUGAUGACAUUGCUCUGUUACACCUUGCCCAGCCUGCAGUCUUCAAUCAGUAUGUCCAGGCCCUGCCUCUGCCUUCCCAACCCAUGCCAGCUUUAACAAAGGGUGUGUGUCAGGAGGCUGGAUGGGGAGCGACGGGAGACAGUGCAUCAAGUAGCAACGUCCUUAUGUAUGCUGAUGUCCCUCUUCUCCCUCGUGACCAAUGCCAAGCCAUUUAUUCAUUUGUGAAUGAGAAUGAAUUCUGUGCUGGAGCAGAAGGUUUUGGAUUCUGUGCAGGUGACAAUGGAGGAUCUCUGGUGUGCAAGACUGUUGACAAAGGCAUCCUGAGUGGAGUCAUGUCUUGGAGGGAGGGUUGUGCCCAGACUGAUAAGCCUGGUGUCUACAUGGACAUUGGCAGGUACCUCCCCUGGAUUCACAACACUACUGGCUUGUAACCUAACUGUUUAAAAAGUGAUCCCCGAGUAACAAGGGGUAACCUUGAACAGCUCACAAGUGAGUGUUUAUGAGUGCCAUUAUUUUAAGAAAGCAGGAGCUCAAACAACACUUGUAUCCCAGUGUUCAUUUAAUAAUGGUUAUAUCAGCAUCUAUGUAAAUCUGACCUUGACUUCCUCUCUCUCAGUAUUGAAGUGUAUUAUACCUAGCACCAGUGAACUGUAAUGUUUAAAGAUCAGGCAAGUCAUUUUUAUUAUGAUAGAACUGCUAAAUAUUAUCAUAAGAUAUUAAUGUUUAUUAAUUUGCAGCUCUAACAGUAAGCAAAAUAAUAUUUUUUUUCAAUAGCAUUACGGUAUUUACAAGUUAUUUUAUUUUAACUACAAUACAGUGAGAGAGGAAAAUGGGAGGCGGUGGUGAACCACUAUAAUUAAAAGUGAUGGCUGCUAUACAGACUGUUGUUCUCUUAAAGCUUCCACAUUGUUGGGUCAACACAACACAACAUUUUCUACUUUGAGGAAUAUCCUGAAACUUAACAGCCUUUCAGUAUUUGAAUACCAUAUAUUUACAUAAAUACUGCAUAAUAUAUACACAAAAAAGCAGAAGACUGUACAAGCAUAUAGCUAACCUUAUUGGAGUGAGAUAGGGAAGAUUGUGCAAAAUAAAAUCAUUUAGAAAUAUUGAUGUAAAACAGUCCUGUAUAUACAUUAUAAUACUGUAAGGUAUCUUUGACUGCAUUUGUCAAACUACACUAAGAUAACCCAAUGCAAUUAUAUUUCUUUCCAAGCUCAGUAAUAGUGAAGAACACAUCCAGCCUUGUUAAAAGUAUCUAUGACAAAUUCUUAGUCAUAUUUAUUGGCUCACAUAAAUAGAAAAUCAAAUAAUAGUUCAUACGUUAUUUUAUACAGGACAAAUUUUUCACUAGUCACAACUUGGUGAAAAUUAUUAUUAAUCUUACUUUCAAAACCAUUCCAAAAACUAAAAUCAGGAGAAAAAAAAAGCUUAAGAGAAGCAAAUAUUUUUUACUGUAUAAUAGAAUCCUCAAUAUCAUUCUGAAGUCAUAAAAAUAAUGGUAUAUACACACACAUAAAUACUGCAUUAACAUGUUUAAUAACUUAACUGACGCUGUACACAGAAACUGUCAGGUUUUGCUAGUGCCUCAUUUUGGUGGGUCAUGUUCCCCAUCACAUGUGUGAAAAAUGUUUUUAUUAUAAGAUGCAUUUUGUGCUUCAUUACUGGGUGGGGAAAUUUUAAAAUAAAUGAGGAAUCUCUAAUUAACAGCAAGAAUGAAGUGACUAAGGUGUAAGAUGAGAGAAGUUAAUGUACAUACAAUUCAAUAACAUGACUUUGUUCCCCAACCAUUUUAAUAAUAUAUAUGGGAAAAAAUGAAAGCAUUUCAUAACAGAUCUCAAGCACAUUUUUUUUUACAUGGCCAAAAUUAUACAAUAAUGUAUACAAAAGCUACAUAAAUUUUCUUUAAAAUUUUAGCAUACAAUUUCCCAGUUUGCAAAGAAAAUAAAUUCCCAUCUUCAUUUCAUCAUUUUGGUAAGGAUUCUGAAUCGCCAAUGAGUAAAUUAAUCAUAAUGUUAAUCUUUAUUCACUGUGUCUUGCUUAAUAUUGUACCUUGUAAAUGACAACACUAAAAAUGGUUUUGGAGAAAAAAAAAAAAAAAGGAAGCCAUUACCAAAGAAGCACCUUGAAUUAGUGGAUUCACAAUAGGACCCACUACAGUACAUUAUUGUGAUUUACAAAAAUAGCCAAUGUAUCCUGCUAUGAACCGAACACUACAAAUACUCGUUAGUUAAUACAGAAUAGUGCCAGGCUCAAAGGAACUCACAAACAUGUAUAAGAAGCUCAAAAAGAAAGAUAAUUUAUUGUAUCAAUUUUCAAGUACUGUAUUACUUAGAAUAUGCACCUUACCAUUAAUUACCACUAAAAUUGAAAAAUAGCAAUAUUCAAACUGGUUUGUACAUGGGGACGAUCAUGAAGAUACUGUACUCAUAAACAAAUAUAUAAAUUAAUAGCAUCAUUUAACCUAACUACCCUAAUUUAGGUACAGUUGGGUUAGGUUCCAACAGUAAAUAUCCGAAAUCCCCCCCCCCCCCAUAUAACCACUAUACAGUAACUAUUUCCAUAAAAGAUU